GCCGGUAUAUCUACUGAACAGGCAGACUCUACUAUUGGCUGCCUCUACUGAAAGUCCGUCUGACGACAGGCUCUUCUACUUAUUGCCUUCGACGAAUUUGCCUACGAGUUAUUUUUUGCUUCUGACUUUCCCAUUCAUAUAAAAAUCAAGCAACGAAUAUUGAACUGAGGGGAUACGAGACGAGGAUACAAAAGGGAAUAAUGGUUUCGUCCGCGAUUUUCGGUGCGGCCGCUGGCACAGGAUUAGCCCUAGUGGUGGCAAUGACAAUCGUGAUUUAUCGUUAUUACGCCAUGAAGCGGAAAAGAAAGUGGAAUUGGAGCAAUCUGGAUCGCUGGCCGGAUCCGCCAGGCGUCAGAAAUAACAACGACGAGCGUCAGCCUUAUCAUCACUAUCACGCAGCAACGGCAUCGCACGUGCUCGACUGCUGGCGGAAGCCGCAAAACAGUUACUACGCUGUGCAGACCGUGGAAUUUAACAUUGCAAAGGAGCAACAUGCGGUACAACCAUCUACGACUGAAUCGAGCUUACCUCAUCAAAGUCGCAGCUAUCCGGGCGGUGGCGGUCGUACAUUGGCGAGAAAUUCAUCCGUCAGCUCGCAGAGCUCGGUCGAGGGUGCGCCCUGCUCUUCGAGUCAUCGUGGAUCGUCGCCUCAGAUCAGAGCUUUCGGCCCGGAUGGACGGCAUCAUGCUCGACACGAUCCCUUGCACGCCGCCUCCUCGUAUCCACCUAGCAGAAACUCGAGAUCUCCGUCGCCAGCCCGGGUGGCGUCCUUGGAUGCACGUUGUGCAAGUCCUGCCAGUAACUCGGGCAGCUUACAUAGCGGAAAUGCGUCGCCUUCGCAGACUUCUUUGUCAUCCGUAGCAACAGGCAUAAGUUCUACUUGCGGGUGUUCGCCGGUGAAUGUUAUUCAAAGUACUUCCAGACACACCACCGGUCGUUGCUUAUCGCCCCUCCUCAUUCCACCACCACGUGCUUCCAUAAGUAGCGACGGUGGCCCCAUACCACCUGCUUCUCCGCUCGGUUCUUUACAACCGGAUCUCUAUCAAAAACGAGACGGUCCUGUCUUUCUCAGUGCUCGCAGGACAGGGAAGCAAUUGGGCAGGCUUCAUUUGCGCUUGAGAUAUGACUUCGAUAAAUCGGACUUGGACGUGCAUUUGAUCGAGGCACACGAUCUAGCCGGUAGCGAUCAGGGUGGCUUCAAUGAUCCCUACGUAAAGUUGAGCCUCAGUCCAGAAGUGGACAAUAGGAAAAGGCAGACGCAGAUCCACCGAAACGAUCCGAAUCCGUUUUUCGAUCAGCACUUCAAGUUUCCCGUCAGUUACGAAGAACUGCAGGAGAAAACUCUAGUUUUGCAGGUAUUCGAUUAUGAUCGCUUCUCGAGAAACGACGUGGUGGGUUCACUGAGAGUAGCAAUGAACAGCCUCGAACUCGUUUCCUCUACUUCCUCGGUGGAAGUUUUUGGUGAAAUAACAAGAGAACGCAAACCGCCAGAAGAAAUUCAAGAAGUCUUGGUUUCAUUGUCUUACUUACCGAGCGCUGAGAGGCUCACGGUGCUCAUAAUGAAAGCAAGAAAUCUGUUUCCCCCGCAGGAUAAGGAGACGUUGGAUCCGUUUGCGAAAGUCAGCCUACUUUGCGGCGAAAGGCGAGUGAGGAAGAAGAAAAAAACAGCUGUUAGAAGAGCGACAUUAAAUCCCGUUUGGAACGAAGCGAUGUCAUUUAACAUACCCGCCUCGUCAUUAGCAUCGUCAGCUAUAGAAAUAUGCGUGCUGGACUCGAGCAGCGAGUUGAUGAGCGGAAAUGCUAUCGUCGGAUCCUGCAUCAUUGGUCCGGCUACAGGCACGGACAGCGGUAACAGCCAGGGACGAGAACACUGGCUUCAGAUGACACAAUCGCCGAGGAAGCAGAUCGCGGAGUGGCACAUACUACAUUAAUCGGACCCGAUCGAGGGCCGUUUAAUCGUCCUCAACGUAAUUUGCGCGUCCUCGCUUUCUCGAGGAACAUACAAUCUAUCAUCGUAACGGAUAGUCGAAUAGUAUAUCACGAAUAUUACAUCUACGUAUACGUAGCGAUAUUACAUGUAAAAUGGCAAAAAAUGACGUGUCCUAUCCCUUUCGAAAAAAAAAAGAAAGAAAAAAAAGACGAUGAUCUCUAUCAAAAAAUCGUAUUCUUCUGCACUUUUAUAGGUAUAUUAAUAAACGUUAACGAUUUGUGACAUAUCGUUUGGAAAGUUGAUGCAAAAGAAGAAAAAAUGAAAAAUAGUAAAAAGAAAAAUAAUCGUGAAUAUUCUCUUCGUAUAUCUGUGCACUAACUGAUCUAGACACAUGCACUCACAUUUCUGUUCAUUGCACGAUACUUGACGCUAUAUGCGCGAGAUCAAAUUAUAUAUUUCUUAAUUAUUUGGAGAUGCCUCACCGAGAUUUAGACAUAUUUUUAAAAUAAUAUCGCGCUGAGAUAUUUACACGGAUUCCUCUCCCCGAAGCGAAGCUGUAACGAAGGGAAACGUGAUCCAAGCUGUGAAGCAAAAGCGGAGACCGAUCUCGCGCGUUUCGCUUAACAGAUCAAUAAUUAAACGUACAAACUAAUAUUUUAAGAUUAAAAAAUUGUCUCGAAGAGACAAUUCUUAUCAAUUUCUCCGAGUACGCUGAUCGAAAAUCCGUUCUACCCUCGGUGAAAAAAGCUAUUUUCUCUCAGGUUUAUUCAGUAUAUACAUAUAUUUCUCUUAUAUAAUUAUGCUUCUUCGCGAGAGAAAGAGAGAGAGAGAAAGAGAAAAAAAAGAUCACGAUAUAUAUCAAGAAGAGCCUAAGUCUGUCAUUGUCUAUGACAAAUGUGGCCUGGAAGAGCAUUCAAAGUGCGCCAUGCCUAUAUAGCUUUUGCAGACUAAUCGAAAAGACCUAACAAUAUCUCCGUGAGCGAGUAUAUUAAUCGCGAAAAUUGAUUGUCGUUAUCGCUGUGUAUUAUCGAAUGUAUAAUUCAUGUGCUAAAUAAAACGGAACAUGAUGCGUGUAAAGAGAAAUCGAGUGACAUGUUCAUUCAUUCGUUUUAAUACGUCGAACACGAUAAUAAGAUAAUUGGCAAAAUGAAAUUUGUUUAUUAUACUUUCAACGAGAUAUCCUCCGACAAAAAAAUUUCUAUAUAAAUUUAUUUCUUCUACCAU
Cataglyphis hispanica is the source of this 3154-nucleotide messenger RNA. It is a transcript of the gene Sytbeta, whose product is annotated as synaptotagmin-5. The record is from RefSeq and is a predicted model, not a curated record. Lineage: Eukaryota; Metazoa; Arthropoda; Insecta; Hymenoptera; Formicidae. Gene Ontology annotation, biological process: regulation of dopamine secretion; regulation of calcium ion-dependent exocytosis; calcium-ion regulated exocytosis. Gene Ontology annotation, cellular component: membrane. Gene Ontology annotation, molecular function: syntaxin binding; calcium ion binding; calcium-dependent phospholipid binding. Bases 201 to 1931 code for a protein of 576 amino acids. The transcript has 10 exons.